CGGAGCAUGAUUAGUCUGACAACAUUGCCAGAAUCAUUUUGGGGAUAUGCAUUGAAAACAGCAGCGCACACACUCAACAGAGUUCCAUCUAAAGCUGUCGAGAGCACACCAUACGAACUAUGGCGUGGGAGAAAACCGAGUUUCUCGUACUUUAAGAUUUGGGGCUGUGAAGCUUAUGUAAAACGUCUCAUGACGUCUAGUAAGUUGGAGCCUAAAUCUGAUAAAGUAAUUUUUGUGGGAUACCCCAAGGAAACUAGAGGGUAUGAGUUCUAUCAUCCAUCCGAUAACAAAAUCUUUGUUGCUCGGAAUGGAACCUUCCUUGAGAAGGAGUUUCUUUCUGCUAUCACUAGUGGGAGAAAGGUAGACCUCGAAGAAAUUCGAGAACCACAAGAAGAAGUCCCGAUAGUGUUGGAACCUGAGCAAAGAGAUCAAGCAAUUGAACCUCAAAUUGCUCAAGAUAUACCACGUAGGUCAGACCGGAUAUGUAAUCCUCCGGUCAGAUAUGGAUUUCUCAUGUCUGAUGAAGGUGACGUCUUGUUGGUAGAUCAAGGCGAACCAGAGACCUACCUCGAGGCAAUUACAUGCCCCGAAUCCGAUCUAUGCUCGAAGCCAUGAAAUCUGAAAUGGAGUCUAUGUACACAAACCAAAAGAACUCUGACGAAUCUUGUGUAUACAAGAAGGUCAGUGGGAGUGUAAUAGUAUUCCUAAUCUUAUAUGUCGAUGACAUAUUGUUAAUGGGUAACGAUAUUCCCGCUCUCACUUCUGUAAAGACGUGGUUGAGCGAGAACUUCUCCAUGAAAGACUUAGGGGAUGCUAGUUAUGUUCUUGGCAUAAGAAUCUACCGAGAUAGAUCAAGAAAGUUAAUAGGUCUAAAUCAAAGUGCAUAUAUAGAUAAAAUCCUUGAUCGAUUUAGCAUGUCUAACUCAAAGAAAGGAUCUUUACCUAU
Messenger RNA from Cuscuta campestris, 946 nucleotides. NCBI's taxonomy places the organism in Eukaryota, Viridiplantae, Streptophyta, Magnoliopsida, Solanales, Convolvulaceae. The record is from the annotation of a GenBank genome assembly.